AUGGCUUUCGGUACUCUCUUCACCAAGGGCAAUGACAACCCCCGCACCACCGCCAUCAAGGCGGUUGCGAAGGCCAACAACCUCGAGCUCAACAUUGUUGAUGCCGACCCUCAGAAACCCACUGUUGAGCACCUGAAGGCCAACGCUCUCGGAAAGAUCCCUGCCUUCCUCGGCGAGGAUGGCUUCGCCCUUUCUGAGGCUAUUGCCGUUGCCAUUUACGUGACCUCUCAGAACGAGAAGACCACCCUGCUCGGCAAGACCAAGCAGGACUACGCAUCCAUCCUGAAGUGGAUGUCCUUCUUCAACUCCGAGGUCCUCCCCCCUCUGGGUGGAUGGUUCCGUCCCCUCCUCGGUCUCGACCCCUACAACAAGAAGUCUGUUGAGGACUCCUCCGCCCGCACUCUCAAGGCUAUCAAGACUGUCGAGGCUCACCUCCUCCGCCACACUUACCUCGUUGGCGACCGCAUCACCCUCGCCGACCUGUUCGCUGCUGGUAUCAUCACCCGCGGCUACCAGUACCUCUUCGGCAAGGCAUGGCGCCAGGAGUACCCCAAUGUCACCCGUUGGUACGAGACCGUCAUCAACCAGCCCAUCUACUCGGCUGUCGCUGAGAAGCUUGAGUUCCUUGACGAGCCCAAGCUGACCAACGUCCCCCCCAAGAAGGCUGAGGCCCCCAAGGCCGCCGCCAAGGCUGCUCCCGCCGCCGCUCCCGCCGCUGAGGAGCCUGCUGAGCCCGCCCCCAAGCCCAAGCACCCCUGCGAGCUGCUCCCCAAGUCCGCCUACCCCCUGGAUGACUUCAAGCGCUACUUCUCCAACAACGACGAGGCCGAGUCCAUGAAGUACUUCUGGGAGAAGGUUCCCUUUGAGGACUACUCCAUCUGGCGUGUUGACUACAAGUACAAUGACGAGCUCACCCUCGUCUUCAUGUCCAACAACCUGAUUGGUGGCUUCAACACCCGUCUCGAGGCGUCCCGCAAGUACCUCUUCGGUUCUGCCUCCGUCUACGGCGAGAACAACGACUCUGUCAUCCAGGGUGCCUUUGUCAUCCGUGGCCAGGACUACCUCCCCGUCUUCGACGUCGCCCCCGACUACGAGAGCUACACCUUCACCAAGCUCGACCACACUAAGGCCGAGGACCGUCAGUUCCUGGAGUCCAUGUGGAAGUGGGACGCCCCUGUCACCGUCAACGGCAAGGAGUACCCCCACGCCGACGGCAAGGUCUUCAAGUAA
Molecule: messenger RNA, 1230 nt
Organism: Emericellopsis cladophorae
Lineage: Eukaryota; Fungi; Ascomycota; Sordariomycetes; Hypocreales; Bionectriaceae
Product: Elongation factor 1-gamma-like protein
Exons: 3
Coding region: 1-1230 (409 amino acids)
Biological process (GO): translational elongation
Cellular component (GO): nucleus; cytoplasm
Molecular function (GO): translation elongation factor activity
Source: RefSeq, a predicted model, not a curated record